Molecule: messenger RNA, 2824 nt
Organism: Xiphophorus maculatus (southern platyfish)
Lineage: Eukaryota; Metazoa; Chordata; Actinopteri; Cyprinodontiformes; Poeciliidae
Gene: fam110b
Product: family with sequence similarity 110 member B
Exons: 5
Coding region: 804-2243 (479 amino acids)
Source: RefSeq, a predicted model, not a curated record
UGGUCUACAGAGUGAACGUAGAUUUCUAGGUGAAAGGCUGCUGGGAGUCUCGAACAGAAAAGGACCUGAUUGUGAAGAGGCUGGGCGGAAGGAAGUGCCGCUGCUGCUCACUGCUGCUGGCGGAGGACUGGACGCUGUCAGGCCGAACAAACGCACCGAUCUGACGGAGAGAAAUUGCAGCAGCAUCCUUUGUUUUCUCACUCCGAAGCUGAGUGACUGUGACUCCCACUGACAACCUGCAGCACCUAGAGGCCAAAUACACAGGCAGCAAUAAAGCAGAGGGUUUAAGAGAAUCAAUGAGCAGAGCCAAAGCAAGCCUCCAAACUGAUGCUUAUCAGGCUGAAGGGAGAGCUGGUCUCAGUGGAGAGGCAGUAGGUUGUUGAUUUUCUAACAGCCUCUGUUGUCCCCAGGCUGAAAGGGAUCUCUUAUCCACACCACACUGCUGUCACACGUCUUGAGUUUCACUUUACUGUCACUGCAUUCUUUUGCCUCCUUUCCAUUGUUCUGUUGCCCAACCUAAAUGAUUGAAGCUCUAUCCAAAGAGCUAACAGAGAUUAGAGAACAGAGAUCAUCCUUUCAAUCCGUUUAUGUGACUAUAGUAUUCUCCCACCACUCCUCUUCAGUAACUCUUGCCUUCUCUCAGAAGCGAUGUGCAGGGUGAGGGGGUUUGCCUGCUUUUAGACUUUUUUUCUUGCCUCCACCUUGUGUCUUCAUGUUUUGGGGGUUCCUUAGUGACCCCACCCUCUGUCAACCACCCCGCACCUAUUGCCACCACGGCCGGCCACCCCAAUCGCCUUGUUGCCAUGCCGACAGAGACAUUGGCUCCUCCCCUGCCAGGUAGCAAGUCUGCUGGCCCCACCACGCCCUUCAGUUCCACUGUACCUCUUCGCAUCCUCAACAAGGGCCCUGAGUACUUCAGAAGGCAGGCGGAACCAAACCCAAACCGCCUGAGUGCAGUUGAGAGACUAGAAGCUGACAAAGCAAAGUAUGUCAAGAGUCAGGAGGUCAUCAACGCCAAGCAAGAACCAGUCAAACCGCCUGUCCUGGCCAAGCCCACCGUUGACCCUUCCAUCCUGCCAAAGAAAAGCCCUGGGAUUGGUGGAGGAGGGAACGGAGCCGGGAUCCCUUUCAAAGCAUCCAAUAACAACGCAAAGUCAGACACAUGUGCGUCCAGCUGUGGCAGCGGCAAACGGGAGAAUUUAAAUCUGGAGAUCUUAAAAAAUCUGCUGAACUCAUCUUCAUCCUCAGCAGCAGGUUCUGAAGGACUGUCAGGUGGAGCUAAAAGUGCCGUUCUCAUGAGGUCAUCAGUCAGAAUGGCCCGAAGCUGGACACCGUUGGGGAUGCCACUAACAUACAGAUCCACCAUGACCCUUAAUGAGCAACCUUCAGACUCAGCUCCCAGUCCGAGCACCUCGCAUUCUCUCAGAUCCUUCUCUCACUCCUUAAAGGUCCCCCCAGUGGCCAGCGGGGGGCGUCGCACUCCACAACAAGCAGGAAACCUGAACCUUAGCAGACGAGUCCAAGAUGAAAGAGGAUGUGAAGGAGGAGUUGUCCAGCGUUCUCAUUCCCCACUGCCACCUCUCCUGACCUCCCACUCAUCAUCUGACCUCCUGCGACUGUGCAACGGUAAACCGCUGCGCACCACUCAGUCUAGCAGCUCUUCAGCUCCACCCCGCCCUCCCAAACCAAAGCCCACCUCUCUCCCUCCUGCACUAUCCUUGUCACUGCCACGUGCGCGCCCGCCAAUGUCCCCUACGCUCUGCGACAACACAACUCCACAGUCUUUGCCAUGUGACUUUGGAGACCCUGUUAGUGCAUCAGCUGAGUUGAACAUUGAUCUGGAGCAGGGUUCAAACGUGACUCGUCGUUCGUCGCUGCACAGAUCCAAAUCGGACCUGUCGGAUCGGUAUGCCCGGGCCGGAGCGGAUGUGGAACGCUUUUUUAAUUAUUGCGGCCUUGACCCUGAGGAGUUGGAGGCAGUGGGUCCCGAGAACUUUGCACGGGCCAACUCGGACAUUGUCAGCCUGAACUUUCGAUCAGCUUCUAUGAUCUCCUCCGAUUGUGACCAGUCACAGCGAUCUUCCAAUGACGGAAUAUCAGAAGAGGAUGAGGGGGAGGAAGAGGAAGAGGCCGGCGAGCGCGUCCCCUAUGGCAUCUCAGCUGUGGAGCGAAAUGCAAGGGUUAUUAAAUGGCUGUAUAGCAUUAAACAAGCAAGAGAAACACAAAAGGUUUCCCAUGUUUAGAUUAGGUGAACCAUUCAUGUGGACUAUGGAUAAUCUCUCCUAUGGCUCCAAACUUGUAAGGUCAUUUCUAGCCGGAUUUAAAGGCUGAAGAAGAAGAAAAUUAUUUUAGUUUUAAGAAUGAAGGACUGAAGAGGUGGUCUAAGAGUUCAUAUCAAACAAACAAGAGGUAUGAAGAGAAUACUCCAAAAUAUUGAAGAAGGUGAACAAAACCAAACAUGGACAGAUGUAGCGAUAAAGACGGUCAUUUUCUGUUUCUCUCAGAAAGCCUGACUGACAUCUCAGUUGGACCACAACCAAAAGCAUGAUACAGUGAGGUAGAGAAUGGAUCCACUCUGUCAGAAGUGUUCAGCACACUUCAGCCCAUCAUACAUUAGUGUGACUGACAUUCCAACAAAGUGCAGCCCUUUAUUCCCAAUCUGUUUGGCCAAUUUAGCUUUCUGUCAGUGUUCCACACUUUCCACACUUAGAAAUGGUCUUCAGUCUGAAACAUCAAACUGGAAACAGCAGAUAUCAGUAUUGAUGGUUGUAUUGGUGCCCGGAGAAGCAGUUGUUAAUUGUACCAAUAAAUUUUUUCCCUAACA